Molecule: messenger RNA, 459 nt
Organism: Miscanthus lutarioriparius
Lineage: Eukaryota; Viridiplantae; Streptophyta; Magnoliopsida; Poales; Poaceae
Source: the annotation of a GenBank genome assembly
AUGCACCCUCGGUUUGCUCACGUGGCCAUGGAGAUAGCUAGGACGCUUGGCUUAUGCUUCCUUCGUGCAAACUUCAUUGUUUCUUCGUUGAGGAAGAACUUUGACAUUCACUUUUGGUGCAAGGUUUUGACCUACUUAAGACGGGUUAUCCGGAAGAAUGUCUACAGAUACGGUGGGCAUCCAUUUGAUCUUAUAAACCAGAAUAGGCCGGUACAUCUUUGGAGAAUGGCCACACCAUCUGAAGAGCUUGUACUUCAUUGUCAGUUUCAACGCUGUUCACAGGAUGAGAUUCCAAAGAUCACCGUCCAAGAUGUGUUGUAUGGAAAUGUUAAGCCUCAAGGAAAAUUUGAGUUCCUAUCAUGGAAGUCUCGGAUUCCACCUUACUAUAGCUAUGUUACCUCUUGUGAGAUUCGAGAGCAAAAAACUGCAGCUACCAAGAGGAAGCGUUCUACUAUGUAA